Messenger RNA from Myripristis murdjan (pinecone soldierfish), 5134 nucleotides. RefSeq names its product membrane associated guanylate kinase, WW and PDZ domain containing 2a (gene magi2a). The record is from RefSeq and is a predicted model, not a curated record. Lineage: Eukaryota; Metazoa; Chordata; Actinopteri; Holocentriformes; Holocentridae. The transcript is spliced from 22 exons. Gene Ontology annotation, biological process: receptor clustering; signal transduction. The coding region runs from base 157 to 4797 and encodes 1546 amino acids. Gene Ontology annotation, molecular function: signaling receptor complex adaptor activity; SMAD binding; type II activin receptor binding. Gene Ontology annotation, cellular component: cell-cell junction; cytoplasm; dendrite.
AUCCAGCUGCUGUGUGUGUGUGAGUGUGUGUGCUGACAUGGAUACAACUGGCGUUUACUAUUGAAACUGGAUACGACACGGGGACACCGGGGCACUUACAAGAGCGAUAAAACUUCUUCCAUGGCCGCCCUCAUGUGAAUUCCCCUUGUUUCAGCCAUGUCCAAGAGCCUGAAGAAGAGGAAAAACCACUGGACCAACAAAGUCCAUGAGAGUGUCCUUUGCAGGAAUGAGGAGGGGGAGCUGGGGCUGGAGUUGAAGGGCGGCGCAGAGAAUGGACAGUUCCCGGUUAUCGGUGAGCUUCUGCCGGGCAGAGCGGUCUGCCACAGCGGUAAACUCCUCCAGGAUGAACUCCUGCUGGAAGUCAAUGAUACCCCGGUGGCUGGACUCACCACCAGGGACGUCCAUGCUGUGGUCAAACACUGCAAGGACCCCGUCCGCCUCAAGUGUGUCAAACAAGGGGGCGUGAUAGACAAGGACCUGCGCCAGUACCUCAACCUACGCUUCCAGAAGGGCUCGGUGGACCACGAGCUGCAGCAGAUCAUCCGGGACAACCUCUACCUCCGCACCGUCCCCUGCACAACCAGGCAGCCCAAGGAAGGAGAGGUCCCAGGGGUGGAUUAUAAUUUUGUGACCGUUGACCGGUUUAUGGAAUUGGAGAAAAGUGGAGCCUUACUAGAGAGCGGAACAUAUGAAGAUAACUUUUACGGCACCCCAAAGCCUCCGGCUGAGCCCAGUGCUCUGCUGCUAAAUGUAACGGACCAGCUGCUGCCGGGCGCCAGACCCAGCUCCGAGGGCAAGAGGAAGCGUAACAAGUCAGUCAGCAACAUGGAGAAGGCCAGCAUCGAACCCCCCGAGGAGGAAGAGGAGGAGAGACCUGUUGUCAAUGGCAACGGUGUUGCUGUCACCCCAGAGUCGAGCGAGCAUGAGGACAAGAGCACAGACGCUUCAGGGGACAUCGCCCCGCCGAGCUGCCCAGCAGAGGCUGCCAUCGAGGGGCCCAAAGACGAGGGACAGUCCCCCAAGAUAACGCUCCCCAAGCCAGAGGAGAACGACGAGCUUGGGCCCCUGCCAGAUAACUGGGAGAUGGCAUACACAGAGAAGGGCGAGGUCUACUUCAUAGACCACAACACCAAGACAACAUCGUGGCUGGACCCGAGGCUAGCCAAGAAGGCGAAACCGCCUGAGGAAUGCAAAGAGGAUGAGCUUCCAUACGGCUGGGAGAAAAUCGAUGACCCCAUUUACGGCAGCUACUACGUUGACCAUAUAAAUCGAAGAACUCAGUUUGAGAAUCCAGUCCUGGAGGCGAAGAGGAGGCUCCAGCAGCAGCAGCAGAUGCAAAACCAGGGUCUGUCCUCACUGCCCCUCCCCACCAUCUAUAGAGAGAAGCCCUUGUUUACACGGGACCCCACCCAGCUGAAGGGUAGCUUCCUGUCCACGGCUCUGCAAAAGAGCAACAUGGGCUUUGGCUUUACUAUUAUCGGAGGGGACGAGCCUGACGAAUUCCUCCAGGUGAAGAGCGUUAUCCCCGAUGGGCCCGCUGCCGCCGAUGGCAAGAUGGCUACAGGUGAUGUCAUCGUCUACAUCAAUGACGUGUGUGUCCUGGGCACCACCCAUGCUGACGUGGUCAAACUCUUCCAGUCGGUUCCCAUCGGUCAGAGCGUGACCCUCGUGUUGUGUCGCGGCUACCCUUUGCCCUAUGAUCCGGAGGACCCUGCUAACACCAACAACACCACCGCCACCAUCAUCUCUCCGCUUAGCAUCAUGGAGCAGCGGCCAAUUAUGGUCAACGGCAGGACGGGCUACGACAAUUACCUGGAUUAUAUCUCCCGCACGGCGCGCUUUGUUACCGAUCCCGGCCAGGACCAGGUCAACGCCCAGCAGCAGCUGCUCACUCCACACCCGGGUGACACCCACUUGGACGGCUCUCUGCCACCCACCACUGGCACCACACCCCCUGACAGUGUCUCCAUGGCGUCAUCAGGGGCAACCCAGGGGGAGCUGCUGACCCUGACCAUGGUGAAGGGCAUAGACGGCUUCGGCUUCACCAUCGCCGACAGCGCCACUGGCCAGCGUGUUAAGCAGGUGCUGGAGCCUCAGGGCUGCCCGGGCCUGUGCGAGGGGGACCUGAUCAUAGAGAUCAACCAGCAACCGGUGCAGGGCUUCACACACACACAGGUGGUGGAGCUGCUCAAGGAGUGUGCCGUGGGAGUGGAGACCAGCCUAGUGGUUCAGAGAGGUGGGACAGGUCACUAUUCACCUUGGAAGACCCCUAAGCAGGUGCUGGAGCAGUGGGAGUCCCAGCAGGGCCAGGGCAGCCCCGCUCAGACCAGCCUCUCGGCCCCUGUUGUCCCCCACAGCACCCCCUUCCCAAACCACCACCUUCACAGGGCCUCGGUCCCAGACUCAGCCACCGAGGCCCUGGCCCUGGCCAAACCCGACCCCUAUGACCUUUAUGAGAAGUCCAGGGCUAUCUAUGAGAGUAGGCAUCCCGGCCAACAGCGGACUGUUUUUCCUGUGGACCCCUCAGCGGAGUACCAGGACAUUGAGGUCCACCUCCGCAGGCAGAAAUCCGGCUUCGGUUUCCGGAUCCUGGGCGGGGAUGAGGCGGGGCAGCCUGUGAGUCCGGAGACACGUGAGAAGAUUCUGAUCGGGGCCAUCAUUGAGAAGAGUCCAGCAGACCGAGAUGGGCGCUUGCGGCCCGGUGAUGAGCUGCUGUUUGUGGAUGGGAUCCCCGUCAUGGGGAAGCCUCACAGAUACGUCAUCGACUUGAUGCACGGGGCGGCACGAAACGGCCAGGUCAACCUGGUCAUCAGGAGGCGGAUACAGGCAGCAGGUGAGUCCUGUCCGGAGAACGGCCGCAGCCCAGGUUCUGUCUCCACACAGCACAGUUCCCCACGCAGCGACUUCACCUAUGGCAACAACACCGGCACCACCCCAGCACCCGGCGCCGGCACCGCCAAUGCCACCGCUUCAGAUGGGACGUCGACCCCUAAUGCACAACCAAGUGACGUCAUCAUCAACCGGAAGGAGAGCGAAGGCUUCGGCUUCGUCAUCAUCAGCUCGCUCAACCGGCCUGAGACGACCGCCACCAACACUGUGCCCCAUAAAAUUGGGCGUAUCAUCGAGGGCAGCCCGGCAGACCGCUGUGGGAAGCUGAAGGUGGGAGACAGGAUACUGGCGGUGAACAGUCAGUCCAUUGUCAGCAUGCCACACGCAGACAUUGUUAAGCUGAUCAAGGACGCGGGCCUCAGCGUCACCCUGAGGAUCAUACCACAGGAAGAGCUCAGCAACCCUCCGUCAGCCCCGAGCUCAGAGAAACAGAGUCCCAUGGCCCAGCACAGUCCUCAGACCCAGCCUGCCACCGCGACCUCACAGCCUAACUCUGGAGGCCCUCAGCCCAGCUCAGCGGUGUCGGAGCCCAGCCCCGCCAUCAGCCAGCCCAACCCCAUGGUCACCCAGCCCAGCCCCAUGCCCCACCAGAGCCCUGUGACCCAGCUGCCUGCCCCGCCACCACAGACCUACACCCACGAAAGCAGUUACAGGUCAGAGGUGAAGGCGAGGCAGGACGUUAAACCAGACAUCCGACAGCCCCCCUUCACAGACUAUCGACAGCCACCGGUCGACUACCGGCACCCUCCAGUUGCAGACUACCGGCAGCCGCCCACGUUGGACUACAGGCAUCCGCCGCUGCUGGACUACAGACAGCUCACCACGGAUGCCAGGCAGUUCACCAUCCCAGACUACCGGAUGCCACCGGUUCAACUCACCCAGGACUUCGACUUCUUCACAGUGGAGCUGGAGAAGAGCGUGAAAGGCUUCGGCUUCAGCAUCCGCGGAGGGAGGGAGUACAAGAUGGACCUGUUUGUCCUGCGCCUGGCAGAGGACGGGCCGGCCAUCCGCAAUGGGAGGAUGAGGGUCGGGGACCAAAUCAUUGAGAUCAACGGAGAGACCACCAGGGACAUGACCCACGCCAGGGCCAUCGAGCUGAUCAAGUCCGGUGGCAGGCGGGUUCGUCUCCUCCUCAAGAGGGGUACAGGGCAGGUGCCCGAGUACGACAAUGCCGCCCCAUGGGAUGCUCGCCCUUCAGCCUCCCCAAGCCUGUCGGAAGUAGCCCCUCCCAUCGACAGCCUGUCCAUGUCAUCGCCUUCAUCUCAUCUGGUCCCGGCCCCUGACCCACCUCACCUGCUGCCCCUGGACGUCCCACAAGACCCGGUGGUGCGAGAAAGCCGGACGGAGCGUUCCCAGAGCCCCCGCAUGGUCGAGCUGCUAAAUCCAGAUCUGAUCGGCCAGGGGAGGCGGGUGCCUAUGCCCAGCGGGAGUGGCAGAGCCAAGAAAGAAGGUGGCAGGUCCACCCACAAGGGCAGCGGGCACAGGGGGCAGCCCAACACUGAGGGGGAAGGGGGCAAAGAAGAGCAUACUAGGGAGUCCAAAGCUUCCAGAAGCUCCAGAGGGAGGUCCAAGGAGAGAAAGGCUGGGGAGAGCAGCAUUCCCAGCGGGAAAAGAGAAUCCACCCAGUCCCCGAGAGGCUCCAAGCUGCCACAUACAAACUCUAAUGGGAGCAGUAGGGAAGAUGGGGAGCGCAAUGGUGGUGGGCAACAGAUGGAGCCAGAGCACAGCAAGCCUAGGCCCAGGGAACUGGAGAGGGGCCUGGGAGAGAGCCGGCCCAGCCACCCCAGCAAGAGCAGCAGCAGCGCAGGAGGGAGGAAGGCCACGGUCUCUCCUGGGCCUUGGAAGAUCCCUGGAUCGGACAAGCUGCCCAGCACGCUGCGCUCAGGCACGUCAACAUUAAGCAGAUAACACUGCAGCCCCACCAUGGCGGUCCAGACUGGGGUGCACUGGAAUAGCUUUUCUGAACUAAACCACCCCAUCUGGACUAAACCAACCUAUCUGGACUGAACCACCCCAUCUGAACCCAUCCUGACCCUUCCUCAUGCCCUGGCACCUCCUUUUCUGCCCUUGUCCCCCUCUCCCCAUCAGCCAUAGACCUCUGAGGCAAAGCCGGGGAGGGGCAGGGUGAAGUGGACCAUGUGUUUUUAGAGGAACAUUUCUUUUUUUAUUUAUGAUGCUGUACUCUAAAUUAUUUUGAGAAUAAUUUUACACCCACCACCUUAAGAACUGGAAAACCAUCCACUUU